Messenger RNA from Clonostachys byssicola, 2262 nucleotides. The record is from the annotation of a GenBank genome assembly. NCBI's taxonomy places the organism in Eukaryota, Fungi, Ascomycota, Sordariomycetes, Hypocreales, Bionectriaceae.
CGGCGUUGGGGCGUCAUAUUACGGAAGUUCACUCCCUCAUUUCAUCUCUUGGGCCCCCUUCCAAAUGCUGCGUCGUGGAAUCACACCUCUUGGCAAACAGGCACGGCCACAGUCACCACCCCGGUCAAACUUUACGGCAUGUCUCCGUUGCCACCAGCGGAAAAAGCGAUGCGACAGGAGAUUACCAGCUGUGCGAAGCAGCAGGCGUUGAGUGUGUUGGCUAUGACUCGGUAUCCAAGCGACAAGUACCCCGAAGGUGUGCAUAGCAAUGACUCCGCAAUGCAUCAAGUUAACACUAUGGCAUCAUUGCAGCUCAAACUCCAGCAACAUGGCAUCGAAUGCCCCGAGCUGGGAACGGAGUCCCAGUCCUUUAUACCCCGGCCACGCCCAUCUGAGCCAAUCGCUCAGUCGUCAAGCUCACCUACGUAUCCUUUCCCUGAGUCAAACUUGGCAACGGCUCAGACAACAUCAGAUGCCGCAGCAAGAACCCUAAUCGACGUGCAGGAAAUGUUACGACCUAGCACUGCUCCUGAACCUAUUUUCUCGAAGAUGCUUAUAUCUGGAUUGCUGAAGUCUCCCAAACCAACGCCUAUGAUACCUGUGAUAAGCCCACAUGACAUAGUACUGGAAAAGCAAUUUGACCCGGCUCCUUCACCUCGACCAUUACCAGAUCGUAAAUCAGCCGAGUAUUUCGUCAAGAUGUUCUUUCAGUACGUCAACUUCAGCGUGCCCAUGUUGCACGAGCCAACCCUGCGGGAAAAACUCGAUCGUCUCUAUUCUGAAACAGCGUUAGACGACGAUGGCAUCAACGUGGAUGGACAACUUGACAAGUUCUUCGUGAACAUGGUAUUUUCAGUAGGCUUAUUAGCUGUUCAUAAGCAAGACUCUCCCAGGAUUCCCAUUGCGCUGUGUGAGCAGUAUUGCCAGACGGCAUUGUUGGCCCUUGAAGCUGUCCCAUUCCCACGCACUGUCGAGGGCGUGCAAGCGCUUAUUUUGCUUGCGCAAUAUUCGUACUUGCACCCUGCCGAGUUUGGAGGGUGGAACACCAUCGGAAUAGCCCUGCAACUUGCGGUUGAGCUUGGAUUGCACCAAGAUCCUUGCUCCAAGGACUUCGACUGCUUGACAGUGGACAUGAUGCGGAGAUCGUUUUGGGCCGCGUAUUCUAUGGACAGAAGCGCUGCAAUUGCCAUCGGAAGGCCGAAGUAUCUGUCAGAUGGCUUUAUCACCGCCAAGUACCCUAGCGAUGCAGAUGACGAGUACAUCACCACUAGUAGUGCCACACAGCCAGAGGGCAUCCCUAGAGGAAAGAAGAGAUAUUGCAUCCAUUGGCUUCGUUACCGACAACUCCAGUCCGAAAUACACACGGUACUAUAUGAGAGGAUGCCAUCGCUACACUCGCAGGUUGAUUACGCUCGAUGGCAAAAUACCAUGGCUGAUGAGAUUAAAUCAUGGUACAAUGCAGUUCUUCAGGAGAGCCGCCCCUCAGAAAUCGGCAGCAGCAAUAUUGCUCCACCAGAAAUCCUGGAGCUUGCCUUUCAACUGGCCUUGAUGCUGAUCUACCGCCCAUCCCCAAACAACCCAGCUCCGUCCGAUCCGGCAUUAUCAGAACUUGCCACUUGCUCCAUGGAAGUGAAUCAGCUGUAUAAACGUUUCUUUCGUGAGAACAAAGUACGCUUCUAUUGGCACGCAGUCGAGAAUGUCUUCAACGCCGGAACUUCUCUGAUAUAUGCAUAUGCUCAUUCCGCUGCGGUACGGGAACAAUACUCCCGCCGAUCACUUGAGGCAGCUAUUCAUUCUACAUCCUCGGUUCUGUGGGCGAUGGUGGAACAUUUCCCUGCAUUCAAAGGUAGGCGCGAUGCUUUCGAAGUGAUAGCCUCGAAAACGCUGGCAGAUUUUGGCGAGCACAAUGCGACCGGGGGGUCAAGUUUAUCAAGCUAUUCGUCCUUCCCGCCGACAAAUGUUGAGUACAGAGACGGCGAAACAACCAUGGCCCAUUCAAAGAACAAGGCGGGGCUAGGCACGCAACAGGUCGACGAGGAAAGUGACAGUCCCCGUCAUAACGAUCGUUUUGGUACUGGCCAAAUUGUUCUCGGGGACGAUGAGGGGGCAUCUUACCUAGCACUCCCUGUGAAUAUGGAGGGGGCUGAUAUGCACGACUCGGAUCUUUCAAUGCUCAAUGCUGAAGCAUUUGAUAUUGAUGGGACCCUCGACUUUGACAAAGUAUCCGCCAACUGGGAAGAAAUGACAUAUGCAACUUGGCUC